Molecule: messenger RNA, 676 nt
Organism: Gigantopelta aegis
Lineage: Eukaryota; Metazoa; Mollusca; Gastropoda; Neomphalida; Peltospiridae
Product: zinc finger matrin-type protein 1-like
Exons: 3
Coding region: 1-333 (110 amino acids)
Source: RefSeq, a predicted model, not a curated record
AUGUCUGGACGAAGUGGCCGUGAGCAGAAUGUCAGGAAUACGAACAGCUCUUGUUUAUGCGGGGAUGACAGGUGCCGUACCUGGUAUGACAGGUGUCGUGCCUGGGAUGACAGGUGUCGUGCCUGGGAUGACAGGUGUCGUGCCUGGGAUCACAGGUGCUGUACCUGGGAUGACAGGUGCUGUGCCUGGGAUGACAGGUGCCGUACCUGGGAUGACAGGUGCCGUGCCUGGGAUGACAGGUGCCUGCCUGGAAUGACAAGUACCCUGCCUGGGAUGACAGGUGCCGUACCUGGGAUGACAAGUACCGUGCCUCAACAAGACUGGAGAAAGUGACACAAACAGAACAACUAAAGGACACACACGAACUUUGAAAAGUGUGUCCCACGUAACGAUGUUUGCUAGGUCCUUGAUCGGGAAACGAAUAGAUGAUAUUGAUAAGGAAAGGCCGACAUUUAAGAGUCAAGGUAAGUAUCUGUUAUAGCCUGUAUUAAUUCUAUAAUAAUGUUAAAGAUGUUUUAUUCAAAACACUUACUCCCCCAAGAUAGGCCACCCUCUGUUAUAUCUAAACACAAAAAAAUAGCUAAAUAUUGUCAUUCAAGACAUUUACUUAUUUACUCAGUACUAUAUCUGUAAACACGAUUAUGUGCAAGAAAGAUGAAACAUAUCUGCUAGGCGA